AUGUCACAAGAAGCAAUCACUAUCAACAAUAGCACAGUGCAGCACAUAUUCAAGUUCCAUCCUGAGCACCCAUCUGCAUCAGAUUAUCUUGAGAACAUGAUGCUGAAUUGUUUCCUUGAUGGCAGUACUUAUGAGUCCCGCGUCUCCUUCGACACCUUCGACAACAAAGACGCUACAGACCUUUCUUUCACUUUAGUCUCCAAGCAUAAAGACUACGCCUAUUCUCGUCGGUCUCGCACUUUCCUCUGUGGAACCGAUCAAAACGACUACUCGGAAUUUGCUCUCGAAUGGCUCGUUGAGGAGCUAGUGGAAGACGGCGACGAGAUCGUCUGUCUUCGAGUUGUCGACAAAGAUAGCAAGAUUAGCAGCAAUUUCAGCGUGGAGCAAGGUUUCUACAAAACUGAAGCUCGCAAGCUUCUCGAGCAUAUACAGGAAAAGAAUGAAGAAGACAAAGCGAUCAGCUUAGUUUUAGAAUUCGCUGUGGGCAAGGUCCCGGAGACGAUUCAACGCAUGAUCAAGAUCUACGCUCCAGCCUGCCUAAUUGUUGGAACACGCGGCAAGUCUCUGGGUGGCAUUCAAGGCCUGCUGCCUGGCUCCGUGAGCAAGUACUGUCUUCAGAACUCGCCCGUUCCCGUAGUGGUGGUACGCCCUGAGGAAAAACGGGAGAAGAAGAAAAAGAAACGUCUUGCCGACCCCAGCCGCCAAAACUACUCUUCCAUCUUAGACCAGACAAUUGCUAGUGGCAGCGGAGCGUUCGAAAGUCUGGCUCGACAGUCUGGAGGUGAGGCGAGCGAAAAUGAGGCAGCCGCGGUGGCGAAAGCAAUCGGGCUGAACGAAGGCUCUGGGGCUUGGAAGGGGUUUAAGAAGGACGAUGGAGAUGGAUCGCCGCUUAUCAAGACCGUGAGCGGAAGGAGUGAUGCUACCAGCGAAGCAGAGAGCCCUAGCCCGACUGGCCCAUUGGUACUGGAUGAAGCUCUGGAGGACGUGCCCGAGAUAGAUGACUCGGAAAUGUCACUGUUGAGCGAUGCCGGUCAGAAACGGGAAGAGGCCGACGAUGAAGAAGGCGCAGAGAGCAAGACAUUUAAGGAAGUGGAUCCUAUCAAUGACUCUACAUUCAGUGGGCCUGAGGAAGCCGAGGCUUGUUAA
Molecule: messenger RNA, 1146 nt
Organism: Letharia lupina
Lineage: Eukaryota; Fungi; Ascomycota; Lecanoromycetes; Lecanorales; Parmeliaceae
Exons: 3
Coding region: 1-1146 (381 amino acids)
Source: RefSeq, a predicted model, not a curated record